Messenger RNA from Sinocyclocheilus anshuiensis, 675 nucleotides. Its product is annotated as 39S ribosomal protein L18, mitochondrial-like. Gene Ontology annotation, biological process: translation. Lineage: Eukaryota; Metazoa; Chordata; Actinopteri; Cypriniformes; Cyprinidae. Gene Ontology annotation, cellular component: mitochondrion; ribosome. The coding region runs from base 10 to 513 and encodes 167 amino acids. The transcript is spliced from 3 exons. Gene Ontology annotation, molecular function: 5S rRNA binding; structural constituent of ribosome. The record is from RefSeq and is a predicted model, not a curated record.
UCAAACAAAAUGAUUAUGAUGUGUAUCUUCCCACCAGCUCGGAAAUCUAGUCAGACAGCACCUGAGCCAGAACCAGCGAUUAGUAAUAAUGAAGCCAUCAAUAAAACAUUCGUUAACCGAAACCCAAGAAACCUGGAAGAGAUGGCCCUUGCAGUGAAGGAUCGGGGCUGGGCUACAGUGUGGCCCUCUAAACAAUAUUAUCAAAGGUUGGUGUUCAGGCGCACACAGCAUCACAUCACAGCUGAGGUGUACUCAAGUGACUCAAUAGAUCCAGUGCUGUCCUGCUCCACGAAGGAGUGGGCAUUGAAGCGUGAGCUGGGCUCCACACGGUCUGUAGCAGCUUGCCGUGCCGUAGGAGAGGUGCUUGCUCAGCGGUGUCGUGAGGCAGGGAUCACGCGGAUCGUUUAUCGAGAGGUACCGUGGAAGUUUCGCUCGGAGUCGAAUCAGACAUUCUGGACGGCUAUGAAAGAGGGCGACGUCAUGCUUAGUGAACAAAGGCAAAAAUUCAUUUAAGUUGCCGCAUCAAUUUUUUUUUAUUAUUAUUACUGUUCUGAAAUGUGGCUUUUGUAUGUAAAUAUAAAUAUUCUCACAUUCAAACUGUGUAUUCAUUGAGUCGAUUACAUAGGGGUCCUCAACACGUUAUACCAGUUUGAUUAUUGGGAUAGAAAUCUUUGG